GUGCUUAAAUGCAAAAGAUGGGGUGAAGUAUUAAAGGAAAGAAGAAGAAGAUGAAGAUGAUGGGGUAAAGUAAUGCGUUCACAGUCAAGUCUCAAUAAAUCAGUCGCUCCGAGCUGAAAUGAUGUUGCCUGGAGUAUUUUACGCGUCGCUGGCGGGGUUCCUGGCAGCUUUAGCAUCUUCUUCGGCAAAGUUAUCCCUGGGUGCUGAUCACCUGAAAGAGGUGUGUGAGACAGGACUGAAGAUCUGGACAGAUAGACAGGCGAGCAGUCGGGAUCAGGGGCUUGACACCACAGUGUGUGACUGGUUACAUAUACCCCUGCGGCUUCUUUGUGGUGGUCUUCUGUUCACCUGCAAUGCCGUGAUGUGGACGUUCUUCGCCAAAGCUCUGCGACACUCAUCUUCCUCAGCCCGGGCCACUGUGACCACCACUGCCUCAAAUUUGAUCUCCUCUGCAUUCCUUGGACAUGUGAUCUUUGGGGAAACGCAUGCCUCGUUAUGGUGGGUUGGUAUCAUCUUAACCCUAACAGGGCUUCUUGUCUUGCAAGGAUCAACUCAUCAGGCUUCACAGGAAAAUGUGUCUAAGAAAGACGAAUAACAGAACAACACAGAGCAAAUCAUAGACCAAAUAACAAGGCUGUUGAUGCUCGAAAGAACAAAGAAAAACUGAUAUAUUAAUCGGCUGAGACUGAUAUAUGCAGAAAUCCAUGUUGAAAUGAUUUAUGUUGAGAACAUAUUUCUUUCUUUCAGACUGUUUAAAAUGUUUGGAAAAGAGUGAUUUUAUCAUUUUGUGUUAUGAAACAUGAAGAAAAUGUAGAUGUAAAGCGUACAAUUCUGUCACUUUGUGCCUACAGUCAUAGACAUAUAAUUUACGGCAUACUUAAACAAUCAAGGGCUGUGCCUUCCAAGUAUGCUUGAACUGUUAAUACUUUGCAAUGGCAGGGCCUAGGUUCUGAUAUUGGGAAGAGAUGAACACAAUGUUUUUUUAAUUAGAUGUGCCUAAAUGUCGAAAAUAUAAGUAAAAAAAAGUAGAUCUGGCCCAAUUUUUGACUGCUAGUAGAAAUGAGACAUUAAAUUGAUUGUAACUCUUAUUAUUGAAACUAUAAAUAUGUGUCCAUCCAUCAUAAACCUUUUUGUUUGUUUAUUUUCUGAAAUUUGCUGACGUGUACUGUAUACGGUCCUGCAUGUUGAACAGUUUCUCAUGCUGAAUCUCUUAAGAAUCUAUUUCGUUUCAGCUCUAAACUGUUUGUUUCAAUCUCAGGUAUUCUAAAGUCAAAUCUGUUUCCAGUCUUUUGCCAGAAAGAGGCAUUCAAACAGGAAGCAGAGGCUGAUGUUUUUUCCCUAUACUACACUGCCUGUCUGACUUGUUUUUACAUCUUUCAUUUAGAUGCCAGUACAAAUAACAUUACUGUAUACCUUUUGACAUAUACUGCAAUGCUUGAAACACACUAAACAUGCACUUGUCUUAGAACAUGACAUUUGUCAGGUAGCAUCUUUUAAGCAAAUUGCUAAUUACCUGUCUUUUUUUAAUAAAAUGGAUUUUAAUCUCAUGAAGGCCGGAG
Messenger RNA from Triplophysa rosa, 1559 nucleotides. It is a transcript of the gene tmem42a, whose product is annotated as transmembrane protein 42a. The record is from RefSeq and is a predicted model, not a curated record. Bases 119 to 595 code for a protein of 158 amino acids. The transcript has 3 exons. NCBI's taxonomy places the organism in Eukaryota, Metazoa, Chordata, Actinopteri, Cypriniformes, Nemacheilidae.